Aspergillus puulaauensis is the source of this 918-nucleotide messenger RNA. RefSeq lists its product as uncharacterized. Lineage: Eukaryota; Fungi; Ascomycota; Eurotiomycetes; Eurotiales; Aspergillaceae. Bases 1 to 918 code for a protein of 305 amino acids. The record is from RefSeq and is a predicted model, not a curated record. The transcript has a single exon.
AUGGCUACCGAAAAUAACAAUCCCAACCCCCCUUCGUCAAAUACCGACGAGACGGAUGUCCCUCAGACCCAGCCAUCAGCUGCGCCUACUAGUGCUACCUCAGCAUCAACCGCGACGGCUCCCUCCUUUUCUCCAAUCUACGCGACAGCUCAAUCCAGCGACAUGACUGCCCUCCCUACACCAGGAAAUCUUCCAGGCGACCCAACACCCACCACCACCGCUGUUCCACCACCUUCCUCAUCCUCUACAUCGCCACCACCUCCCCAGCCAGGAGCCGUCCCUGUCCCAGCUACCGCAGAAGAAACCGCUCCUGAAAUGAACCACCACCAGCAAGAUGAAGCUCAACCUGAAGCUCACCCACCCGCUCCAGCCCCAGCACCAAAGUCCGGCGUCGCGCCUACACCCGCGCCGGAACCAACCCAAGCUCUACACCCAGAACCAACACCCCCGUCUUCGACAAACCCCCCAACCAUAACCGCACCGCCUACCUACCCCCCAGCCCCAGCCAGUGCUGUGACACAAGUUCCCACAAACACCACCGGCAACAUAAACCCGAACCCGACUCCAACGCCUCGAACGGCUUCCUCUUACAACUACCAACCAGGCUCGGGCUACAGCUACCCAUCCAGCUACAGCUACUCGCCAACCCCAACACAAGUCCAAGCGCAGCCACAACAGCCGCAGUAUCCGAACUCGACGACUACCCCUUACGGAUCUGUAUAUACGCCGCCUGUCGCGGGAUCGACGACUCUCCCAUUGCACAAUGCGUCCGGUACCGGUUCGGGUAUGGGUGCAGACCCAGACGCCGAGUCUGGACUGUGGGGGAGCACUAAGUCGUGGCUGCAGAGUGCGGGGAAUAAGCUUGCGGAGGUGGAGGCGGAGGUUUGGAGGAGGAUUAAUGAGGCGCAUGAUAAAUGA